AUGCCUAGUCUAGUGGUAUCUGGAAUAAUGGAAAGAAAUGGGGGCUUUGGAGAACUGGGAUGUUUCGGGGGAAGCGCCAAGGACCGGGGGUUGCUGGAAGACGAGCGCGCCCUUCAGCUGGCUCUCGAUCAACUCUGCCUCCUGGGUUUGGGGGAGCCCCCCGCCCCCACGGCGGGCGAGGACGGGGGAGGUGGGGGGGGCGGCGCCCCCUCGCAGCCGGCCGCCCCCCCGCAGCCGGCCCCGCCGCCGCCGCCACCGCCGCCGACUGCGCCCCCGGCCGCCCCGACGGCGACCCCCGCGGCGCAGACGCCCCAGCCCCCCGCCGCCCCCAAAGGGGCGAGCGACGCCAAGCUCUGCGCGCUCUACAAAGAGGCCGAGCUGCGUCUCAAGGGCAGCAGCAACACCACCGAGUGCGUCCCCGUGCCCACCUCCGAGCACGUGGCCGAGAUCGUGGGCAGGCAAGGCUGCAAGAUUAAGGCCCUGAGGGCAAAGACCAACACCUACAUCAAGACACCAGUGCGGGGCGAGGAACCGGUGUUUAUGGUGACCGGUCGCAGGGAAGAUGUGGCCACGGCCCGGCGGGAAAUCAUAUCGGCUGCUGAGCAUUUCUCUAUGAUCCGCGCCUCGCGCAACAAGUCAGGCGCCGCUUUUGGUGUGGCCCCGGCCCUGCCUGGCCAGGUGACCAUCCGCGUGCGAGUGCCCUACCGUGUGGUGGGGCUGGUGGUGGGUCCCAAGGGGGCGACCAUCAAACGCAUCCAGCAGCAGACCAACACAUACAUCAUCACACCGAGCCGUGACCGUGACCCUGUGUUUGAGAUCACGGGCGCCCCGGGCAACGUGGAGCGUGCGCGCGAGGAAAUUGAGACUCACAUCGCCGUGCGCACGGGCAAGAUCCUCGAAUACAACAAUGAAAAUGACUUUCUGGCGGGCAGCCCGGACGCGGCACUGGACAGCCGCUACUCAGAUGCCUGGCGGGUGCACCCACCGGGCUGCAAGCCCCUCUCCACCUUCCGGCAGAACAGCCUGGGCUGCAUCGGCGAGUGCGGAGUGGACUCCGGCUUUGAGGCCCCACGCCUGGGCGAGCAAAGCGGAGACUUUGGCUACGGCGGCUACCUGUUUCCAGGCUAUGGCGUGGGCAAGCAGGACGUAUACUACAGCGUGGCCGAGACCAGUCCCCCGCUCUGGGCGGGCCAGGAAAACGCCACGCCCACCUCGGUGCUGUUCUCUUCCUCUUCAUCCUCCUCCUCUUCUGCCAAGGCCCGCGCCGCCGGACCUCCUGGUGCGCACCGCUCUCCUGCAGCCUCUGCAGCGGCAGCCGCUGCCUCCUCCUCCUCGGCAGGGUCGGAGCUGGCCGGACUCCCGAGGCGCCCGCCUGGAGAGCCGCUGCAGGGCUUCUCGAAGCUUGGGGGUGGUGGCCUGCGGAGCCCCGGUGGCGGACGGGAUUGCAUGGUGUGCUUUGAGAGCGAAGUGACUGCCGCCCUUGUGCCCUGUGGACACAACCUGUUCUGCAUGGAGUGUGCAGUGCGCAUCUGCGAGAGGACGGACCCAGAGUGUCCCGUCUGCCACAUCACAGCCACGCAAGCCAUCCGAAUAUUCUCCUAA
Molecule: messenger RNA, 1602 nt
Organism: Ochotona curzoniae (black-lipped pika)
Lineage: Eukaryota; Metazoa; Chordata; Mammalia; Lagomorpha; Ochotonidae
Gene: MEX3A
Product: mex-3 RNA binding family member A
Exons: 2
Coding region: 1-1602 (533 amino acids)
Molecular function (GO): RNA binding
Source: RefSeq, a predicted model, not a curated record